CUUCAACUUCCCACCAGACACAUUCACCAUGGCCAGCGCAAUCAAAGCUAAUUGCAGAAAAGUCAUCUGCAUCGGUCGCAACUAUGCUGACCACAUCACCGAGCUGAACAACACCAAGCCCAAACAGCCCUUCUUCUUCCUCAAGCCCGCCUCCUCCAUUCUAUGCCCUAGAGAAGGCCCCGUGCUGCGCCCGCGCGGCACCAAACUCCACUACGAGGUGGAAUUGGCGCUCGUCAUGGGCCGCACCGUUCGGGAUUUGGACCCGAACGAUGAGAAGGGCGCAAUGGAUGCGAUUCGAAGCUACCUCCUCUCAAUCGACAUGACAGCUCGCAACGUCCAGGACGAAGCCAAAAAGAAGGGUCUCCCCUGGACAAUCGCCAAAGGCUUCGACACCUUCCUACCCGUGUCGAACGAGAUUCCGAAAUCGCGCCUUCCGAACCCGCACGAUGCCUUCUUGCGGCUGAGCAUCGGCGAGCAGGCGCGCCAGGCGGACUCGACGGGCUUGAUGCUCUAUCGCAUUCCGCGCCUGCUGGCGGAGAUCUCGCGCGUGAUGACGUUGGAGAAGGAUGAUAUUGUGCUCACGGGGACGCCUAAAGGGGUGGGAGAGGUUAAGGCGGGGGAUGUCAUGAGGGCGUCGAUUGAGGUGGGGGGGCAGGAGAUUGAGGAGGGGAGGAUUGAGGUUCAGGUUGAGGAUAGGGAGGGGAGGUAUUUUUAUAGUGAGACCUAG
Messenger RNA from Aspergillus candidus, 727 nucleotides. Its product is annotated as fumarylacetoacetate hydrolase family protein. The transcript has 3 exons. Gene Ontology annotation, molecular function: acetylpyruvate hydrolase activity. Bases 29 to 727 code for a protein of 232 amino acids. Gene Ontology annotation, cellular component: mitochondrion. The record is from RefSeq and is a predicted model, not a curated record. NCBI's taxonomy places the organism in Eukaryota, Fungi, Ascomycota, Eurotiomycetes, Eurotiales, Aspergillaceae.